Molecule: messenger RNA, 984 nt
Organism: Paramisgurnus dabryanus
Lineage: Eukaryota; Metazoa; Chordata; Actinopteri; Cypriniformes; Cobitidae
Product: olfactory receptor 1468-like
Biological process (GO): G protein-coupled receptor signaling pathway
Cellular component (GO): membrane
Molecular function (GO): olfactory receptor activity; G protein-coupled receptor activity
Source: RefSeq, a predicted model, not a curated record
AUGACAUCUGAAAACAACACCUUUAUCAAGGACUUCUUUAUUGUUGGUUUUCCUGGGCUUUAUUCAAGUUACUAUGAUAUAGUGGCUGCACUUCUGCUCUCUGUCUAUGUGUGUAUUUUAGUGGGUAAUGGAAUAUUUCUUGCACUUUUUACUGUAGAAAAAUGCCUUCAUAAACCUAUGUAUUAUAUAAUCUUGAACCUGGUCUUCAGCGAUAUAUUGUUUAGCACCACUACCUUACCAAAAAUUAUUGCCAGGUAUUGGUCCCAAAAUGGUUCUAUUUCAUUCACUAACUGCUUCAUACAAAUGUUUUUUGUGCAUUAUUUUGGUUCCCUUACUUCUUUUGUCCUUGGAAUAAUGGCCUUUGAUAGGUAUUUAGCAAUCUGUAACCCAUUAAGGUAUUCAAAUUUAGUCACGGGGUCAAGAAUUUUUGGACUUUGUCUCCUUGCAUGGGUCCUAGCAAGCAUAUUUCCUUUAAUCAUGACAAUAAGGGCCUAUCCUCUCCAGUACUGUGCAGACAAUCGUAUCAUUCAUUGCUACUGUGAUCACAUUUCUAUCACAUCACUCGCAUGCACUAACAGAGCACUGUACAGCAAUCCAGCUUUUGCAUUUGCAAUGGUUGUGUUGCUUGGACCUUUGUCUUUCAUUGUUUUCUCCUAUGGUGCCAUCAUUGUGGCAGUUUUGCGUAUAUCGAGCGCUCAAGAAAGAUUAAAGACUUUCUCCACCUGCAGUCCUCAGCUCAUCAUUAUCGCUCUUUAUUUUCUACCUAGGUGUUUCAAUUAUUUGUCUGGUAAUAUUAGUUUUAACUUCAGCACAGAUGUGCGGAUAGCCAUCAUUUUGAUGUACAGCUUUAUUCCACCCAUGAUUAAUCCCCUUAUUUACUGUUUAAGGAAUAAUAAUAUAAAGGAAAUCUUGCUUAAAAGAGUAGAGACAUUAUGUCCUCGACUUAAUGAUGCAAAAGUCAAUGUAUCUACUGUAUGCAAAUAA